This is a messenger RNA of Chenopodium quinoa (quinoa), 886 nucleotides long. RefSeq lists its product as uncharacterized. The transcript is spliced from 2 exons. The coding region runs from base 12 to 584 and encodes 190 amino acids. Lineage: Eukaryota; Viridiplantae; Streptophyta; Magnoliopsida; Caryophyllales; Amaranthaceae. The record is from RefSeq and is a predicted model, not a curated record.
ACCCAUAAGCCAUGACUGGAGGUGACGAAUCACCACCUCCACCACCUUCGAAAAUUAAGCCCAAUUACCAAUUGGUAAUUCAUGAAGAACGAAUUUGCCCAGCCACCAAAGAAUUCGUUGGAUUUUCUGGGCAUCAAAUUCCCGAUUCCUCGCAAUCUGCCGUGGUUGACUUCGCUGUGACCACCGGUCUAGAGGCGGCGCCAGCUUUAAAGCGUGGUCAAGGUCGGACCGCCGUUAAACCACCUUGCUCCAGGUACCGCCAUCCGGGACAUGAUGCAGCAAGCUUCUGGGCGGACACCAUCUGUUCGACCUGCAACAUGAAAGCGCACCCACAGUCCCAUUGUUUUGAUAUUGUGGGGAGGCCCAACAACAAAAGCAAGAAGCAAGGCCCAAGACGUGCAUAUAUGGCUGUCAGUCCGCCUAGUUCAUCCAUUUCAACAUUGGGAAAUCUCUUUACCCAAGAACAAUGGAAGGCCAUCAUGGGCCUCAUUGGUAAUUCUCAAAUCCCACAAAAUCGCGUCACCGGAUCAAAUGAAGGAGCUGAUUGGAACGGGAAUCGGGAGAGAUGGACUAUACUAUUUUAGCAAACCGACUUUUGUGUCACGCAUAGAAGCUACAUCAAAUUUAGAACUAUGGCAUCGACGUCUUGGUCAUCCGUCUGAAAAAAUAGUUAAGUUACUUCCUCAUGUUUGUGGUAACAAAUUUCAUUUAGAUAUCGGCUGUGAAGUAUGUAUGUAUGCUAAACAUCCGAGAGCCAAAUUUCCUUUGAGUGACAAUAAAGCCUCUAGAAUAUUUGAGAAAGUUCAUUGUGAUUUGUGGGGUCCAUAUCGACAUACUUCAUCAUGUGGAACUCGCUAUUUUUUAACUAUAGUUGAUGAUUUCUCAA